Messenger RNA from Drosophila mauritiana, 545 nucleotides. RefSeq names its product sex-regulated protein janus-B. Gene Ontology annotation, cellular component: cytosol. Gene Ontology annotation, molecular function: protein histidine phosphatase activity. The transcript has 3 exons. Gene Ontology annotation, biological process: peptidyl-histidine dephosphorylation. The record is from RefSeq and is a predicted model, not a curated record. NCBI's taxonomy places the organism in Eukaryota, Metazoa, Arthropoda, Insecta, Diptera, Drosophilidae. Bases 1 to 441 code for a protein of 146 amino acids.
AUGGAGUUUGCUGGAAAAUUUCUUAAGCCCGUUUGGCGGCCAAUGAUGCAAGUGGCUCGACUUUAUUGUGAGAAGCCGAUGCGAAGUCUAGUCGCAUUUCCUGUUGCCAAAGUGGAAAGUGGAAAAUCGAAGUACAUGAUGGCCCACGUUUACAUCCAUGGGGAAAUGGGCAGCGCCAAGCAGGUGAUUCGCAGCCUUUCCAAGGCCAAGUACCAUCUUGACGUAUACGAUGAGUUGAAAAAGGAGGCUGAGGCGAUGGGCUUGUGCACCCAGGGUCUUGGAGGUGGUUACUUGGUACACGACAAGGAAAAGAAGUACAUCAAGCUCUAUGGAAGAUCCCAGGCCCUGGGAAAGGCCGAUCACGAAGCUGCCCGUGAGCUACUGCAACCCAUCUAUAACGAUCACAAGAUCGAUGCUGAAUCUGGUGGAAUGGAACCCUAGAAAAAUGUGUACUCACUAUUGGCUCGACUUAUUUUUUACAAAUUUUGGUCUUACGACUGUGUGCAUAGCUUACAGAAAUUUGAAUUAAAUUUGACUAUACGUAA